CCAACCAGUAUUUGCGCCUUGUGACAACAACUAACGAGUGCGCUUUUCAAAAUAGCAACAUGUAGGGUUUUGGAAAAUUGUGUGUACACAUGUUAAUGUGGAGUUGUUUAACUUUAUUAUGCUUACGUUUGUGUUUAAAAAAAUGUCAAUAUAACCUUUAAAACAAAAAAGGUAGAAAUGAGUUCAAUAAUAUCAUAUAAUCCUGUUGUUAAUGGCCAUACAACAAUCAAUAUGUUUCAAUCUAAUGAAACUAACCCGGGUUAUACAAAUAAUAAUAAUAACAAUAAUAACAGCAGUUCAAUGUACAAUAUAGAUUUAUUACAAUGGCAAUUAAAUACAUCAGAUAACUCACUUAAUCGUCAGUUUAAAUCAUACACUAAACACAAGAAGGAUCAUAUUCGUGAAAAUAUUCGUCGUCUAAGAGAAUUAGAUGAGCAUAUGGCAGUCAAACGAUGUAUAGAACAAUCGAGUGGAUCAAAUUCUGCCACAGAUCGUACACAAAAUAACCACAGAUGUAGCAAAUUUACAACGUCAUCAUGCCACAAUCAUUUACCACCUGUAUUGAUGAGAAAGUCUCCACAUGAGACUAAAAUUAACCCGCCAAAACAAUCAUCUAUUGAACAAGAUAAUCAAAAUGAUUCAUUUAAACAAAUUCAAUAUUGUUUAAGUGAUAAUAUUGAUGAAAGUAAUAAUACCAUUCAACCAUCAUUAUCAUCCUCAUCAGUAGUAGCAGCAGAGAAUUUGCAGAAUCAAACAGUCAUAUCUACUGAAACCCAAUAUGACUUGUCAUCUUCUGAUAAUCAACUCACUUCAAUACCUUCAAAAUAUUCUUCAACGACGACACAAAUUGAUACACCUAUUAGCCGAUUAACACAAACAAUACCUAUACAUACUAUCAAUUCAGAACGCCAGCAUAGUUUAACAAAACGUACAGGACAACGUCCACCUGUACUACCGGUUAGCAAUAGAUCUGAUAAGAGAUAUCGAACAAUCGCCAUAUCAACAACAACGCCACAACCACAUCUAGCAAAUCGUUCUGUCAGUAGAGGGGAUUAUUUACGUGCACAUACACGUGAUGUUGAAGAUGACGUGGACUUGAAAAUUUUGAGUAAUAUACCUAUUACAUCAAUACAUAAACAGGUGAAUUCAGUUAAAACCUCCGUACCAAAAGCGGAAUCAGCUAAAAAUGUUGAAUUCAUUCGACGUGAUAUUAAUUUUGUACGUGCUAAUGCUCAUUUAGCCUCAGUGCCAAGUUUAAAAGGUACAUCAGGAAUUCGUAGAAUAUCUAGUCUGAACUCCUUAUCGACAUCGUCAUCAGUAUUAAAUGACAAGGUCUAUCCACAGCAUAGCAGCGUUAAUGAUACAAAAAUGUCAAAAUCUGCGACAUCAUAUAAAACAAAAAAAAUGUGGCCUGAAAGACGUUUAAAAGUUGGUGUUAUUCCACAAUAUAUUAUAAAAAUGCGCCAACAAGAAGAAGAACGUAUUCAAAAAGAGUUAAAAAACCAACCUGAUCCAGAUCAACCACCCGGACAUCAAAGAAUGCCAGAACAGGAACGUCUAGAUACAUUGGAAAUGUUGAAGAAAGCUCAUCAACAAUUAUUAGAAGAAUUUUCCCAUCUACCAAUACGUAUGGAUACGUUGAGAAUACGUACAAGGCGAGCAGAGAUUGAAACACGUUUGAGUGAAUUAGAACAGGCUAUUGAAAUAUUUAAUAAACCAAAAGUAUUCAUUAAACCUGAUUAAGCAAAAUGGCACACAAAGAAACAUAAAGCCAGAAAAAUGGAACAAUAAUUUAAACUAUAUUCAUCACUUGCCUACUUAUAAAUACAAUGAAUGGCUGUAUUAAAACAAGAGAGACCGGGGAAACCAGAAGGUAACUCGUAGAUCAUUCACCCACCCAAUUAGGUGUGUAAACAUGAGUAUCAUUUCAUAAGACGCUAACGUUUGAGUAGAUUUUUGUUUGUUUCUUUUUUUUUGUGUGUGUAAGACUCCUCGUCACUAUCAUUUAGCCUGUAUACUUCCUUUCGUCUUUAUUCAUAUCAUUUUUAAUAUACAUAAUAUGCAUGAUACCUGCUUCUCUAAUGUCAACAUCAAACCAAAUGACCAGUAUCUCUCUACUUCUUUUAUGCUCCUACCUCUAUACAAUAUGCCUUUGAAAUGUGAAAAAAGCAACAACAAAUAAACAACAACAGUGUAUGUGUGUAUAGUUUGUAAGUAAUUUAUGCAGUUUAAAGACACACAGGAUUUCAAUGUUUCAAUUCUUCCAUUUUAUCAUAAUAUAGACAAUCAGGGAAUAUUGUUUUGCAAAGAAGCAAAUAAGUGGAAUAUUUUAAAAAUAUUUAUCAACAGAAUAAAAAUCUUCGUUUUUCUACUUUUUAAAAGUUUAUUUUAUUUCUUAACGAAAGAACGAAGAGCGAAGUAUUAUAUUAUUUACAUACACG
Trichobilharzia regenti is the source of this 2441-nucleotide messenger RNA. NCBI's taxonomy places the organism in Eukaryota, Metazoa, Platyhelminthes, Trematoda, Strigeidida, Schistosomatidae. The record is from the annotation of a GenBank genome assembly.